Messenger RNA from Cylindrotheca closterium, 1635 nucleotides. Lineage: Eukaryota; Bacillariophyta; Bacillariophyceae; Bacillariales; Bacillariaceae. The record is from the annotation of a GenBank genome assembly.
AUGGCAGAUUGUAGUGCAGCAGGAACAACAAUCGAUAGAGCGGCAAGGGCCUUGAUCAAUUCUGACCAAGGUCAACAUGCAGCAAAGCACGCUGGGAACCUAUUUGGCCAUGCAUCGAUAGGAAAUCCAUCCGCGAUGCCACUCGUGUCCCCAGAUCACCUCACGAUUCCCGGCACGGCUUCGCAUGCAGCACAAUCUCCGCAAACGAUGCCCCCUACUGCUGGAACAUUUCAUCCAGCAGCACAAACAAGGGUUAUGGAAGUUCCGAUGAAUCACCAAAUGGCUUAUCAUCAGCCCCACAUGCAACAGGCCAUGCAACAACAAGCGAUGCAACAACAGGCCAUGCAUUUUCAAAUGCAGCAACAACAGCAGUUCGCAAUGCAAGCAAUGUACGUGCAACAGCAGCAUCAACAGCAAAUGAUGCAACAACAACAACAACAACAAAUGAACAUAAUGGCGACGAAACAGAGCAAUUCUGUCGCAGAAAAAAAGGGCGACACAACAGAAGCUGCUAAGGCAGAGGUCAAGGAUGACUUUGAGAACUGGCACGAAGGCUUGGAAGAUGAAAUAGACAGACUAGAGGAGAGUGGUGGCGUCGAAGAUGGAACAGUAAGGGGAGCGACAAUCGAAGAACUUGCAGCUGCUUGGGCUGAAGCAGAAGCAGAAUACGAUAAGCUUGAUGCUAUCUCUGAAGACCAAGCCAAUAUGUUUCAAGGAGAAGUAGAGGAAUCCCCACAAGCGUACGAGUUCAAAAAUAAUGAGAUCCCUGCAGAGCCUCAAGACUGGAUGGAGCAAGGCAUGAAACAUUUCAAUGAUGGUGAUCUGAAGGAAGCAAUAAAAUCGUUCGAGAUGGAACUGCAACACAAUAAUCCUGAUAACGCAUCAGCCUGGAGAAUGUUGGGACGCUGUCACGCUGAAAACGAUCAAGAUCCAGAGGCUAUCAAAUGUCUCGAAGCCGCUGUUGACAGAGAUCCAUAUUCACCUGAAUCCCUAUUGGCACUUGGUGUGAGCUACGUCAACGAAUUAAAUCACGAGAAGGCGCUUUCUAAUAUGAAAGCAUGGUUUACCCACAAUCCAAAAUAUGCAGGCAUGACCAUGCCACCAGAUAUUUAUGGGGAGGCGGCAGGACCACAAGCCGCAGAAUCUGCCUUUGAAGAAGUAAAGAAACUAUUGCUGUCGGCGUUAGAAUUUGAUUCUUCGGAUGCUGGUGAUGUAUACGAGGCUUUGGGUGUCAUUUAUAAUGUCAUUCGAGAUUAUGGAAAUGCAGCAGAUGCUUUUCGAAAUGCACUUGACGUUAGACCCGAUGACUACCAGCUAUACAAUAAACUCGGGGCGACUCUAGCCAAUGGUAGCCAAAGUGACAAAGCCUUACCCGCUUAUCACGGAGCGCUGAAAAUAAAACCGAAGUAUGCCAGAGCAUGGUUGAAUAUGGCAAUUUCUCACAGUAACCUUCAGGAUCACGAUGCGGCUGCGCGAUGCUAUCUACAGACGCUGAGCUUGAAUCGAGAAGCCGGCCAUUGCUGGACGUAUUUGAGAAUGGCACUUUCAAGUUCGGAGAGGUGGGAUUUGCUUCCACUUGUUUUCUCUCGUGAUUUGGAGGCAUUCCAAGAGCAUUUUGACUUUGUACUCUAUUAG